AGAAAGUGGUGAAGGAUGACGUGGAGAAGUCUCAUUGGACUAGAGAGGGGGGCACAAGUUCAAAAGAAUAGAGCAAGGAAGAAAGUAGGGUUAGUGAUGAGUGCUGAAACACACAAGAGCCGACUGUUAGUUUUGAGCUCUCAUUUUACUGAUUUGCAUUUGGAAUCUUCCCUCAUGGCUUCGGAGAAAGAAGCUGCCCUCGCAGCUGUUCCCUCCGAUUCUCCUACCAUAUUUGACAAAAUCAUCAACAAGGAAAUCCCAUCUAAGGUGGUAUAUGAAGAUGAUAAGGUCUUAGCUUUUAGGGACAUAUCUCCCCAGGCUCCUACACACAUUUUAAUUAUUCCAAAAUCAAAGGAUGGCCUAACUGGAUUGUCUGAGUAGAAAUGCUCUUCCACAAG
Theobroma umbraticum is the source of this 398-nucleotide messenger RNA. The record is from RefSeq and is a predicted model, not a curated record. NCBI's taxonomy places the organism in Eukaryota, Viridiplantae, Streptophyta, Magnoliopsida, Malvales, Malvaceae.